This is a messenger RNA of Eimeria acervulina, 1326 nucleotides long. RefSeq lists its product as hypothetical. Gene Ontology annotation, molecular function: RNA binding. Lineage: Eukaryota; Apicomplexa; Conoidasida; Eucoccidiorida; Eimeriidae. The transcript has 5 exons. The coding region runs from base 1 to 1326 and encodes 441 amino acids. The record is from RefSeq and is a predicted model, not a curated record.
AUGCAGCAAUGGCGACAGGAACGGAGUGCCCCUUACGGCAGCCCGCAACCCCAGCAGCAGCAGCAAUAUAUGCAGCAGCAGCAGCAGCGGCUGCUGCCGCAGCAGCAACACUUGUGGGGGCAGCAGCAGCAGCAGCGGGGUAGACAGCAGCAACCACAGCAGCAGCAAAGGUGGCACCAGCAGCAGCAGCAGCAGCAGCACCAGCACCAGCAACAGCAACACCAGAGAACGAGGGAAGAUCUUCGUGUAUUUCCGCUUAGCCCCAGCCAAUCCAGCAGCAGCAACAGCAACAGCAACAGCAGCAGCAGCAGCAGCAGCGGUAGCAGCUGCAGGAAACAUCAUUUCCAGCGGCAUCCGGGGCGGCAACUUACCCAGCAGCAGCAGCAGCAGCGGCAGCAGCAGUUGCUGCUAACAAAAGGAGGGGAAGGCUAUGCUCGAUUUGCUGCUGCUGUGCCGCAGCAGCAGCGCAGCAGCGCCCUUGCAGACUCCUGGCAUCCCCAAACCCCCGACGCCUCCAAGCCUCUCAGCGUGGCGCAGUGGCGGGAAGUGUUGGGCAAAUGGCGGCGGCAGAUUCACAAGUGGACGAACCUGCCUGCUGAGGUGUACACGGAGCUUUCGGCUUUGUCUGUCGCGGAGCAAAUUAAUUUGCUGCAGUCUCUGCCCCCCAGCAAGCUCGACGUCCGCCAGCUGUCUCCUGCAGCAGCAGAAACAGCAGCAGCAGCAGCAGCAUCUGGGGGGGACACAACUGCAGCAGCAGCAGCAGCAACGACACCGCCUUCAGGAGCAUCCCAACAGGCGCCACAGGAGGAGAAAUUCAAGAAAGCGGCAGAGGCGGCGGCGAUGAAGAUGAAGACAAUUAAUAAGGAUGGGCUUGAAGGGUUUGGCCCUCCAUCUGCUGCAUUUGUUCGGGCUCAGCAGCGGAUUGCCGCAGUCUACGGCCCUGCUGCUGCUGCGCUUUCCUGCCUCAAGCCGCAGCAGGAGGAGGAGCAGCAGAAGCAGCAGCAGCAGCAGCAGCAACGUCAGCAGCAGCAACGGCAGCAGCAACUGUUGCAGCGCAUCGGCAAGCUGCGGCUGCAGCAGCUGCCCCUAGAUUUGAAAUUUCGUGUGGAGAACCUGCAGCCUCCCCUUUGGGGUGUUAUCCCCAGCAGCAGCAGCAGCAACAGCAGCAGCAGCAGCAGCAAAUGCUGCAGCAGCGAAACGUUGCAGCUGCUGCAGCAAAAUGCUGCGUUGCUGUUAGCAGCUGGGGGAAGCCUGAACAGCGAUGAGCUGCAGGCUGUUUAUUUAUCUCCUCCACGGACUUCUAGCAAACGACAAAAACGUUUUUAG